Messenger RNA from Mastomys coucha (southern multimammate mouse), 1317 nucleotides. RefSeq names its product H-2 class I histocompatibility antigen, alpha chain-like. The transcript is spliced from 8 exons. Gene Ontology annotation, cellular component: external side of plasma membrane. NCBI's taxonomy places the organism in Eukaryota, Metazoa, Chordata, Mammalia, Rodentia, Muridae. The coding region runs from base 1 to 1317 and encodes 438 amino acids. The record is from RefSeq and is a predicted model, not a curated record. Gene Ontology annotation, molecular function: peptide antigen binding; signaling receptor binding. Gene Ontology annotation, biological process: antigen processing and presentation of endogenous peptide antigen via MHC class I via ER pathway, TAP-independent; antigen processing and presentation of endogenous peptide antigen via MHC class Ib; immune response.
AUGGAUAGUUACCAACAGUCCUGCUCUGUUCCAGCAAGAACAGGGGACCUCGCCCCAGAACUGAGAAAUGGAAUCCUGCCACAGGUUCCCUUUGUCCAAGAUCAGGCCAGACAUACGCCUUGGGUCCUCAAGGCCGCUGUGGUCUGCGCCCUUCUCCUACAGGUGGACGCCCACUUGUCCUGGACUCGGACCUCUUUGAGUUCCCACUCCCUGUGGUAUUGCACCACUGUCAUGUCGUGGCCCGGCCUCCCGGAGUCCCGGAUCAUAGUCGUCGGUAAGGUGGAUGAUACAGAGUUCCUGCGAUUGGACACCCACUACCCGGGGAUUCCGUGGAUCCCGUGGAUCUCCGUGGAUCUCCGCGCGCUGGAGCAGGAGGGGCUGGAGUUCUGGGAGAUUCACAUAGUCUGGACUCAAGCACGGCUGUCUGAAAGGAACCUGAUCACCCUGGUUCGUCUUUACAAUGAGAGCAUGGACGACUCUCACACACUGCAGUGCCUGCGGGGCUGCGAUGUGGAGCCAGAUGGGCGCCUUCUUCGCUGGUAUGACCAGAUCGUUUUUGAUGGCAUGGAUCUCCGCACCAUGAACCAAGACCUGAGUUCCCUGACAGCCGGGAGCAGCACUGUAGCUCAGAUGUUUCAGUGCAAGUUAGAAGCCUACCUGAAGGAUGACAGCUCUGAGCUGCUGCAGAAAUACCUGGAAAAAAGGAAGGAGAGGAUGCUGCAUUCAGAACCCCCAAAGGCCCAUGUGGCCCGUCACCCGAGAUCUGAAGGUGAUGUCACCCUGAGGUGCUGGGCCCUGGGCUUCUACCCUGCUGACAUCACCCUGACCUGGCAGUUGAAUGGGGAGGAGCUGAUCCAAGAAAUGGAGUUUGUGGAGACCAGGCCUUCAGGGGAUGGAACCUUCCAGAAGUGGGCAGCUGUGGUGGUGCCUUCUGGAGAGGAGCAGAAAUACACAUGCCAUGUGGAACAUGAGGGACUGCCUAAGCCCCUCACCCUGAGAUGGGAUAAGGAGGAGCCUCCUCCAUUCACCAUCCCUAACCAAGUUGGUCACUGUGGUUCCCUUGGAGUUGUGGCCUUCAUUGGAGUUGUGGUGUUUUGUGUGAUGAUGAAGAUGAGGAGAAACACAGGUAGGAAAGGGCAGGGUCUGAGUUUUCUCAGAGCCUGCAUGUUACAAGAACCAUAUAGUCCCCAAGAUACUGGCAAGAUUGUUGAGGAUGAUGAGGGAAUCUUCAUUGCCACCUUGACUGGAUUUAGAAUCACCUGGGAGAUGCCCCCUUGCGUGGCUGUGAAGGUGUUUCUAGACAGGUUUAGCCAAUAA